AUGGCAAGCCGUUCCUACUGCACCAGCUCUGGCUAUGGGGUCAGGAAUUUCAGUUCCUGCUCCGCUGUCAUGCCCAAGCUGGGGGCUCACAGCUGUGCCAGUGCCAUGGCCUACCACGGGGGCAGUCCUGGGGGGCGGGGCUACAGGCACCUCGGGGGCUUUGGCAGCCGAAGCCUGUGUACAGUGGGGUCCCCACGGAUCGCAGUGAAUUGUGCACGGCCUCUACGCAGUGGGGGCAGCUUUGGGUACCGGGCCGGGGGCCUGUGUGGGCCCAGCCCUCCCUGCAUCACCACCGUGUCUGUCAACGAGAGCCUCCUCACACCCCUCAACCUGGAGAUCGACCCCAAUGCGCAGUGCGUGAAGCAUGAGGAGAAGGAGCAGAUCAAGUGCCUCAACAACAGGUUUGCUGCCUUCAUCGACAAGGUGCGCUUCCUGGAGCAGCAGAACAAGCUGCUGGAGACCAAGUGGCAGUUCUACCAGAACCACAAGUGCUGUGAGAGCAACCUGGAGCCGCUGUUCAGUGGCUACCUUGAGACGCUGAGACGGGAGGCUGAGUAUGUGGAGACCAACAGCGGGAGGCUGGCCUCGGAGCUCAACCGCGUGCAGGAGGUGAUGGAGGGCUACAAGAAGAAGUAUGAAGAAGAGGUCGUCCUCAGGGCCACGGCUGAGAAUGAGUUUGUGGUGCUGAAGAAGGAUAUAGAUGGCGCCUACCUGCACAAGGCCGACCUGGAGGCCAAUGUGGAGGCACUGAAGGAGGAGAUGCACUUUUUGCAGGCCCUUUAUGAAGAGGAAAUCUGUGUUCUUCAGUCACAAAUCUCUGACACCUCGGUGGUGGUUAAGAUGGACAACAGCCGGGAGCUCAACAUGGACUCCAUUGUGGCUGAGAUCAAGGCUCAGUAUGAUGACGUGGCCAGCCGCAGCCGUGCCGAGGCUGAGUGCUGGUACCAAACCAAGUGCAAGGAAAUGAAGGCCACAGUGACCCAGCAGGGCGAGAACCUCCGCAGAACCAAGGAUGAGCUCAAUGACCUGAACCGCAUGAUCCAGAGGCUGGCCGCAGAGGUGGAGAACGCCAAGCAGCAGCGCUGCAAACUGGAGGUUGCUGUGGCCCAGGCGGAGCAGCAGGGCGAGGUGGCCAUCAGCGAUGCCCGCUGCAAGCUAGCCGAGCUGGAGGCUGCCCUGCAGAAGACCAAGCAGGACAUGGCCUGCCUGCUCAAGGAGUACCAGGAGGUGAUGAACUCCAAGCUGGGCCUGGACAUGGAGAUAGCCACUUAUCGCAAACUGCUGGAGGGCGAGGAGAGCCGGUUAUGUGAAGGCGUGGGUUCAGUCAACAUCUGUGUGAGCCGUUCCCAGGGCGGCGUGGUCUGCAGGGACCUCAGUCCCACCAUCCCUUGUGGCCUGGGGGGUGCGGUCAUCAGCAGCGGCAUCCUCUGCUCCCCCUCUGUAGUGGGAGCCUGCUCCAGUGCGAGAUCUGUGCAGUUUGCCUAGCAGGAGGUGGGACUCUAGAUGGAUGAGGUCUGAUGAGAUGAGGGUGGGGAGGAGAGAGGAGGGGAAAUCUUCACCCUCAGGCCCAAAUGUCAGUUUAGUGAUUUCCCCUUACUGAGAACCCUGACUAACUCGCCAUUUUCCUUCUUAUUGGAGUUGUGAUUUACACUUUGAGCGCAAACCCUGGGUUUGGCAUUAUUGCCACUUCCAUUGAUCCCUCCCUCCCUGUGGUCCAGGAAAGGGACGUAAAAGCUUUUUGGUAUAAACUGCUUAGCCACUUUCUUCCUUAACUAACUUCAAGCUAGCAAACAUUUACUAAGUACUGAUCGACCUUGUGCCAGGCCUUCUGGGAAGGAGGCCAGGUAGAGAGAUGGCAGUACGUGGGUGCAUCUCUGUGCUUUGCCCUUCAUGAAGGGUUUGUGUAUCGGUGUCUCCUCAGUACUGAAGGGGCAAUGGGGUACAUGGAGCUGGGACUCCAGGAGGCGCCUCACUUGACCUGAGAGAUUGUAUGUUCUUAGAGCACCCCCCAACUAUUCAUAUGUCAGGAUGGAAAGACGGACUAAGGCUAACUGGUUGAGAUUUUUUAUUGUUGGUGGUUUGGAGUUUCGUUGCACUUGGGUGAUUCCUGUUAUGGCUCCUUCUAUCUUUUGGUGUGUGUGAUUAAAUGUCAAUGGCUAAAGU
Messenger RNA from Hipposideros armiger (great roundleaf bat), 2163 nucleotides. RefSeq names its product keratin, type II cuticular Hb5-like. Gene Ontology annotation, molecular function: structural constituent of skin epidermis. Bases 1 to 1485 code for a protein of 494 amino acids. Gene Ontology annotation, cellular component: keratin filament. The transcript is spliced from 9 exons. The record is from RefSeq and is a predicted model, not a curated record. Gene Ontology annotation, biological process: intermediate filament organization; keratinization. NCBI's taxonomy places the organism in Eukaryota, Metazoa, Chordata, Mammalia, Chiroptera, Hipposideridae.